AUGCAAAAGCUACCAUAUGUCGUGGUUACGAAUCGACAUUUGUCAGAGGUCUACGAGCUCUAUUACAGCGCGUUCGACGCAUUUCGAAAGAUUCCUGAGAUUAAGACCGUAGAGGACAACGACAACUUCUGUCAAGUAGUCAAGAGAACCCUCAAGGAACAUUUGACAGUGAUACCUAGUUUGGCUAUGGGCGUUUUGGAAUGCAGAGACUUGGUGCCUUCAGAAGAACUGGAUAGAUUCAUGAAUCGAAUCCUACGUAGUCGGAUCUCUCGUCGAGUGAUCGCAGAGCAACAUCUUGCUCUUACGGACACCUUCAACUCACCUUUUCACUUCCCCGACUCUUCUCCCCACCACCAGACCGGUACAGAUUUUGUGGGCGAAGUUUUUCCCCGCUGUAAUGCUCGCGAAGUUGUUGAGACAGUGGGGAAGCACGCUCAAGACCUAGCUCGUGAGGCCAACGGUCCCGAUUCCCGCGUCCCAGAAAUACAAAUCGAAGGCCACCUCGAUACCACGUUCCCAUACAUCCUUUCCCAUAUCGAGUACAUUAUUGGCGAACUUCUCCGAAACUCUAUUCAAGCCACCGUCGAUCGCCAUUCCUCUGCGGCCGAACUCCCACCUAUCAAAAUUUUAAUCUGCCAUGCACCGCAACAUGUAAUAUUUCGUGUCUCAGACAGAGGCGGCGGGGUACCCGCUGAUGAACUGGCUGAUCUCUGGUCAUUUGCCAAAGGCCCACGGCCCCAGGCCAGACUACAGAAUUUUUCACAAGUUCCGAAAAUGGCGGCUACUCUCCAAGAGUUGCAAAAGACAUCCCAUACACAUUCUCGUAGAGAGGGUCAAGAUAGUUCUUUAUCUACACUGACAUCUAGACCUCCUCAUCUACGACUGGGAAUGGGCUUGCCUAUGAGCAGGGUGUAUGCAGAAUACUGGGCCGGCAGUUUAGAGCUUCAUAGUCUAGAGGGCUAUGGAACAGAUGUCUUUUUACAAAUAUCAAAGCUUGGAAAUAAGAGCGAGCAACUGAACUUGGAUGGCGUGUAA
This is a messenger RNA of Morchella sextelata, 1035 nucleotides long. RefSeq lists its product as uncharacterized. The coding region runs from base 1 to 1035 and encodes 344 amino acids. The transcript has 2 exons. The record is from RefSeq and is a predicted model, not a curated record. Gene Ontology annotation, molecular function: pyruvate dehydrogenase (acetyl-transferring) kinase activity. Gene Ontology annotation, cellular component: mitochondrion. NCBI's taxonomy places the organism in Eukaryota, Fungi, Ascomycota, Pezizomycetes, Pezizales, Morchellaceae. Gene Ontology annotation, biological process: regulation of glucose metabolic process; protein phosphorylation.